CUCAGUUCAGCCCAUCUAAACGUUUUAUUAUCACCAAGACUUUUUUUUGCAAUAUGUUGACAGCCGAGAGCUCAGAAAGCUUUAAUAAGCUAAACUUGGACGAAAACUGGGACCAAACGGAUACGUCGUCGGAUCUACCCGAAGAACCUAUUCUGGUCCCCAACCCAAAGCGUUUUGUUCUGUUUCCAGUCCAGUUUCAUGAGGUGUGGCAGGCCUACAAAAUUGCCGAGUCGAGGUUCUGGACUGCAGAGGAUGUCGAGCUGUCAGAGGACGUACAGGCGUGGAGCAGUAUGUCUGGAAAGGAGCGAGCAUUCAUUAUGCAUGCUGUCGGAAUGAUAGCCGGCAAUGAUGCGAUGAUUGGAGAGACUGUGGACUCAAAAUUGAGCGACGACGUUCAGAUACCGGAAGCCAGAUGCUUUUUCGGGUUUCAAAUGAUGCAGAGGAACAUUCAUGCAGAAUUGUUCACAGUUGUAAUGGAUAUCUACUGCAAACCAGCGGAAAGAGACUAUGUGUUUGACGGCCUGAAGCAGUUACCCAGUAUCAGCAAAAAGACAGCGUGGGUCCAGCGGCAUAUAACGGAUUCAAGCGAACAUUUCUCUGUUCGCCUUGCUGCCCUGGCCAUUUACAAUGCAGUGUUUCAGUCUACCGUCAUCGCCUGUCUUCUUUAUUUGGCGGCACCGAACCGUCCUGCAGCUAGCUCAACCACGCGAACCGCGCCUUACCUUCCUGGUCUUAUUCGCGGUCUAGCUCGGCUCAAUCGGGAUAAUGAGACCUAUUAUCGAUUUUGCAACCUUCUCGGCAGCAUUUUGGUGAACCGUCCUCCGACAAGCAUUAUCCAUAUGAUGGCUAAUGAAGCGGCAGAAAUAGAGAAGCAAGUCUUUGCGGAUAUCCUGAGCAUCUGUGGUGGCACUAUCACUUUGCUUGGUCAUCCCAUCGAGGCGGCGCAAAUUGAACAGCGGAUACGAUAUGUGACGGAUAAAAGUUUGGUGGGCAUGGGCUUUUCGAAACUCUAUAAAGUAGAGAAUCCGCUGCCGUGGAUGGACGAGGUUUUGGCAACUGAAACCGGUGACGAAGCACCAACGCAGAAACAGCCACCGUCAGGGAGCUCCAAUGGAGGUGGGCAGCAAAUGACUUCUGACGAAGGGUUUACAAUCGAUGCCGACUUUUGAGGACACGGGGUAUUGUUUGUAUGCAGAUUAUUUAUUGGUGUUAAAUAGCUACGUAUGUCAAUCGAUGGCAUGCUAUAUUACAGGGAUUCUGUGGGCCACGUUUGAUGGAAUGAGGUAUUCGAGCUAAUGCAGUACUGGCGAACAUGUUGAUCUAUGUCUGCCUAGCUAGAACUUAUUCUUCAUCCACAAUGUACGUGUCGUAUAUCAGCCGCUGAACGAAUGACGGCGGAUGGGUUCCACUGCAGGCUGUGGUCAGAGAAACGUUUCGUAGAAAUAGUUAUGCAAUUGUGUACACUUACACAUUCGUGAUGAAAAGUGAGACGUCUUCUGGUCCCACAUAGUCAAAGUGGGGAUUCACUAUAUCGACGCUAUCAAUGAUAUCGCCUAAACGGUA
This is a messenger RNA of Spizellomyces punctatus DAOM BR117, 1563 nucleotides long. RefSeq lists its product as uncharacterized. Gene Ontology annotation, biological process: deoxyribonucleotide biosynthetic process. Gene Ontology annotation, molecular function: oxidoreductase activity. The coding region runs from base 54 to 1169 and encodes 371 amino acids. The record is from RefSeq and is a predicted model, not a curated record. The transcript is spliced from 4 exons. Lineage: Eukaryota; Fungi; Chytridiomycota; Chytridiomycetes; Spizellomycetales; Spizellomycetaceae.